Messenger RNA from Trematosphaeria pertusa, 849 nucleotides. RefSeq lists its product as uncharacterized. The transcript has a single exon. The record is from RefSeq and is a predicted model, not a curated record. The coding region runs from base 1 to 849 and encodes 282 amino acids. Lineage: Eukaryota; Fungi; Ascomycota; Dothideomycetes; Pleosporales; Trematosphaeriaceae.
AUGGCUCUCGAUGAAACAACCGGAUUCAUUAUCGAUGUUGACGACGCCCGCGAGCUCGGAAGGCCGGAGGCCAAGCCGUUUCCCUUGACGACCCUGCCAAAAGAGCUCCGCCUCGAGGUCUAUUCGCACAUGAUGCGGCUCAUAUACCGGCCUAUAUUCUCACACAUCCAUAGCUUGCGAGGGUUCGGCCGCUGGUAUGGUUAUGCUGCCCCAACGUCAGUCUUACAGGCUUCGCGACAAGUCAAUGCUGAGAUACGGGCUGUAUUACGUUGGCUUAACGAUGGCUCCCCGCCCGUUGUCAUAUGCAGCCAGAACCAGGAGGCGUUUUAUAGCAGUCUGCUCUUUUCCCUCACUAUUGCUCGGCGUCGCGAUGUCCAUUGGCUUCAGACGAACGGUUCUUGCCCGGACGGCCUAGGGGUGCAGCCAGCGGCGAGCACCGUCAGCGACCCUGUUAGGUUUAUCAUUGGAGCGCUCGAGCGCUCGGGAGUGGGCGAUUCGUCUUUUCUAAGGUUAUCACCAGAAAUGGCACGAAACGUUUACAACUUCGUAGAGCAAACGCUCAUCCGAUUGCGGCGGAGCCCCAAUCUCGAGCUUGUUCUUCUGGCUGGACACCCACGGCACUCCAGCUCGCCGGAGACCACAACACGCGAAAUCUGCAAACUUCUACAGUCCUUGGGAAGACGAGGAAAAAGUGAAGCAACGAUUAAGACCAGAGUAAGCGUCCUAGGAGCCCUAAGAGGCCCUUGUCAGGAUGACGCACAUUUCCGUCACAACUGGAUACAAGAGCCGGAUCGGAAUGCCAUUCCAUGGGAGAUUGCUUCAAAAGACCAGAUGAAGCUCUUCCGGUAG